Messenger RNA from Cottoperca gobio, 1725 nucleotides. RefSeq names its product solute carrier family 25 member 45 (gene slc25a45). Gene Ontology annotation, molecular function: transmembrane transporter activity. Gene Ontology annotation, cellular component: mitochondrion. The record is from RefSeq and is a predicted model, not a curated record. Gene Ontology annotation, biological process: transmembrane transport. Bases 149 to 1006 code for a protein of 285 amino acids. NCBI's taxonomy places the organism in Eukaryota, Metazoa, Chordata, Actinopteri, Perciformes, Bovichtidae. The transcript has 7 exons.
UAGAGACACCGGCGCAGAGCCAGAGAUCACUCAUUCAUGAAUACUGCAGAGAAACUGAUGAGGUUCACACUGAGCAGUAUGAAUAUGAAGAUACCGGUACUCUAACCGUGUCGUGAUUCUUACAGAAGGUUGUGAAAUUGUGCCAGAUAUGCCUUUUUGGGAAUUCUUAGCAGGGAGCAUUUCAGGUGCAGUGGGACUGGCAGUUGGACAUCCAGUCGACACUGUGAAGGUGCGCCUGCAGGCCCAGUCUGUGUACAAAGGGAUAUUUCACUGUAUUGCUAAAACACAUGCUAAGGAAGGGCUUCAUGGAUUCUUCAAGGGCAUGGCAUUUCCGGUGCUUACUACGGGCAUCACCAACUCUAUUGUCUUUGGCUGUUACAGUAACGCCUUAGAUUACCUCACUCAGUCUCAGCGCAGUGACCGCAAUAGAGGCAAAUCGGCGUCCGCUGCACACGUCUUCACUGCCGGCUGCUUCUCAGGCCUGGUGCAGGUGUUUGUUUGUGCACCCAUUGACCUGGUGAAGGUGCGUCUGCAGGGUCAAACAACUGCUGACAGAUACCGUGGCCCCAUUCAUUGUAUAGCCACCAUCCUAAAGGAGGAGGGACCCAGGGGUCUGUUCAGAGGAGGGCUGGCCCUCGCCCUGAGGGACGUACCCUGCUAUGGACUUUACUUUUUGCCUUACGAGGUCACUCGAAAGGCUCUGACCGAGAGCGGCAAAGAGCCAGGUACGUUUGCAAUAUUGAUGGCAGGCGGCAUGGCGGGCGUGUCGACCUGGGCCUUUGCCACGCCCAUGGACGUGGUGAAAGCCCGGCUCCAGAUGUCGGGGGCCGGUGGCCGGGAGUACAACGGGAUCCUCCACUGCAUGAGAGUGAGCUACAGAGAGGAGGGAGCGAGGGUCUUUUUCAAAGGCCUCCUACUGAACAGCCUGAGGGCCUUCCCCGUCAACGCCGUCACCUUCCUCAGCUACGAGAGUCUGAUGAGACUUUUCUUUCCACCGGCGACAUGACCCACACUCCUCGCCUUGCCAGUUUUAAGAUGAUGAGUAUUGAAAUACUGUUUUGGAAAUAUGUUAAGUCUGUGUGGAAUAGGUCAACGCUCAACCUGAACACGCUACAGCUCAACAUAUUUGAUGAACAUUUUGAAAUUCAACUCCGGCUGAGUUUCCCGAGGAUAUCGGAGUUAAGCUGCUCAUGUUUAUGCACAUCAUGGCACUCGAGAAAUACAAAUGUGAACGAUAUAACUUUGUUAUGGACAGAGAAGCGUUUUAUUUUAUUCCCAACAGGACACAACCAGUGAAGGAUUUCCUAAUAAACAACACAAAUAAUGUAGAUGACGGGUGACGGGUACAUGGAGUCGUGCACUCACCGCUCUCAUCAGCAGCAGCAGGCAGAUGUUUUCAGACAGAACAGUAGACAAAGUUAGCAGCCAGCUGGUGAGCAUACUGCAGCACUGCACAAGAGACGAAUGCUCCUCUUCAGAGUCAGUAAAGGCUAAAGACAGCUGUAGUGUAUCAUGUAGUCGUCUGGAGGCAAGAAACAUGACUCCUAAUGAAUAUCAUAAACAUUUUGAGGUUAUGCGUCAGUGUUUUGCGUUGUUGUGCUGCCUCUAAGUCAGGGGUCGGGAACCUUUUUGGCUGGGAGAGCCAUAAAAGCCAAAAAAAAUUUUUAUGUAUUUCCUUGAGAGCCAUAUAAAUUUAACUUUAUGCAUGCAUUUUUUAAUAUAACA